Molecule: messenger RNA, 1908 nt
Organism: Pelmatolapia mariae (spotted tilapia)
Lineage: Eukaryota; Metazoa; Chordata; Actinopteri; Cichliformes; Cichlidae
Product: sodium-dependent neutral amino acid transporter B(0)AT1-like
Exons: 12
Coding region: 1-1908 (635 amino acids)
Biological process (GO): sodium ion transmembrane transport
Cellular component (GO): plasma membrane
Source: RefSeq, a predicted model, not a curated record
AUGAAGCUGAAAUUACCAAACCCAGGACUGGAUGACCGAAUCCCGUCUCAUGAAGAUUUGGAAAGGAUGGAAACCGAGGAGGCUGGGGACAGGCCCAAAUGGGACAACAAAGCCCAGUACCUCCUCACCUGCGUGGGCUUCUGCGUGGGACUCGGUAACGUCUGGAGGUUCCCGUACCUGUGUCAAAGCCACGGAGGAGGAGCGUUUAUGAUCCCGUUCCUUAUCCUGUUGGUUCUGGAGGGAAUCCCGCUGCUGCACUUAGAGUUUGCCAUCGGUCAGCGCCUGAGAAAAGGCAGUGUGGGAGUGUGGAGAGCAAUCAACCCUUACCUGACUGGAGUUGGCAUUGCAUCGUUACUUGUCUCAUUUUUGGUCGGUAUGUAUUACAACACCAUCAUGGCCUGGAUCAUGUGGUACCUGUUCAACUCCUUUCAAGAUCCUCUGCCUUGGAGCCAGUGCCCUCUCAAUGCUAACAGCACAGGUUUAGUGGCUGAGUGCGCACGGAGCACCACUGUUGACUACUUCUGGUACAGAGAGACUCUGAACACUUCAGCAGCCAUUGAUGACGCUGGAGGUUUGCAGUGGUGGAUGGUGCUGGCCCUGUUCGCUGCCUGGACUCUGCUGUAUGUGUGCUGCAUUCGUGGCAUUGAGACUUCUGGCAAGGCUGUCUACAUCACCUCCACUCUCCCAUAUCUUGUCCUCACAAUCUUUCUCAUCAGAGGACUGACUCUCAAAGGCUCUACACAGGGAAUAAAGUACCUCUUCACACCAGAUGUGGAUGAGUUAAUGAAUCCACAGACUUGGUUGGAUGCAGGAGCUCAGGUUUUCUACUCCUUCUCCGUGGCUUUCGGGGGCCUCAUUUCUUUCUCCAGUUACAACUCUGUUCACAACAACUGUGAGCAAGACGCCGUUCUCAUCUCCAUCAUCAAUGGCUGCACCUCGGUGUACUCUGCAACGGUGAUCUACUCCAUCAUCGGUUUCAGAGCAACGCAGAAAUUUGAUGAAUGCCAGGGAGAUAACAUCCUGCAUCUCAUCAAUGCCUUUGACUACCCUGAAAACUCCAUCACAAUAGACAACUACGAUCAGGUUCUGACCGGCCUAAAUCAGACAAAUCCAGAUAUCAUCCAAGGUUUGCCGUUAAAAACCUGCGACAUGGAGACUUUACUCAGUCAGGGUGUGGAGGGAACGGGCCUGGCCUUCAUCGUGUUCACAGAGGCCAUCAUCAAGAUGCCUGUUUCGCCUCUCUGGGCAGUCCUCUUUUUCAUCAUGCUUUUCUGUCUCGGCCUUUCGACUAUGUUUGGGAGCAUUGAGGGAGUGGUGGUUCCCCUUCAAGACCUUAGAAUUCUUCCCCAAACUUGGCCCAAAGAAGUUUUUACUGGUCUUACUUGCUUAAUAUCCUUUGCUCUUGGGCUCAUAUUCACACUACGCUCUGGGAACUACUGGCUAGCUCUUUUUGACAACUUUGCAGGCUCAAUCCCCCUCCUAGUCAUCGGAUUCUGUGAAAUGUUUGCUGUUAUCUACAUCUAUGGGAUUGAUAGGUUCAAUAAGGACAUUGAAUUUAUGGUUGGCCACAAGCCCAAUAUUUUCUGGCAGGCAACAUGGAGAGUGAUUAGCCCAGUCAUUAUGAUCUUCAUCCUAAUUUUCUACUUUGUUACCCAAGUCACCAAAGAUUUAACCUAUCUGGUGUGGGACGAGGAAGCGGCGAGCUUUCCCGUACUGGAAGCACGUCCCUAUCCCUCUUGGAUCUACGUCAUCAUCUUUAUCCUUGCUGGAAUUCCCAGUCUGGCCAUCCCCAUUUUUGCCCUCUUUAAAUUUUUCCAGAGGAAGUGCUGCAAGGACAAAAGCUACAAAGAUCACCCAGUGGACACUAUCUCUGCCAAAAUAGAAAUGAACGGCAAAGCAAAGUUCUAG